GCUGGUGGCUCCGCUCCUGCGGUUCCUAAACCCGAGUGGCGCCUGCGGGGAGCGCAGCGUCGGGCACCUCUUGGCCCGGGACAUUGGCGGCCCGUCUGGACCCCGGCCCCCAGAGACCCGGGCGGAAGACGGCGGGGACCCCGCCCGGUCCCUCCCGCGGGCAGGCGGGGCGGCCCCACAUCGGACUCCUCCCCCGCAGCCCGGCAGGGAUCCGUCGCCGCGCGCGGUUCCGCAGGUGGCAGCUAUGGCCCAGUCCUGAGCGCCCCGCCAUGGCCGGCGCCCCCAGCCUGCUGCGCCUGGCGCUCCUGCUGCUCGGGGCGGUGGGCAAGGCCGGUCCCCGCCCCCAGGGCGCCACGGUGUCCCUCUCGGAGACAGUGCAGAAAUGGCGAGAAUAUCGACGCCAGUGCCAGCGGUUCCUCGUGGAAGCACCACCUCUGGCCGCAGGCCUCUUCUGCAACCGAACCUUUGAUGACUACGCCUGCUGGCCAGAUGGGCCCCCAGGUUCCUUCGUGAAUGUCAGCUGCCCCUGGUACCUGCCCUGGGCCAGCAGUGUGCUCCAGGGCCAUGUGUACCGGUUCUGCACGGCUGAGGGCCUCUGGCUACAGAAGGACAACUCCAGCCUGCCCUGGAGGGACCUGUCGGAGUGUGAAGAGUCCAAGCGAGGGGAGAGAAACUCCCCCGAGGAACAGCUCCUGUCUCUGUACAUUAUCUACACCGUGGGCUACGCACUUUCCUUCUCUGCCCUGGUCAUCGCCUCAGCCAUCCUUGUUGGCUUCAGACACUUGCACUGCACCCGGAACUACAUCCACCUGAACCUGUUUGCAUCCUUCAUCCUCCGAGCCCUGUCCGUCUUCAUCAAGGAUGCCGCCCUCAAGUGGAUGUACAGCACCGCUGCCCAGCAGCAUCAGUGGGACGGACUGCUCUCGUAUCAGGACUCUCUAAGCUGCCGACUGGUGUUCCUGCUCAUGCAGUACUGCGUGGCGGCCAACUACUACUGGCUGCUGGUGGAGGGUGUGUACCUGUACACGCUGCUGGCCUUCUCAGUGUUCUCGGAGCAGCGCAUCUUCAAGCUGUACCUGAGCAUAGGCUGGGGUGUUCCUCUGCUGUUUGUUAUCCCCUGGGGCAUUGUCAAAUACCUCUAUGAGGAUGAGGGCUGCUGGACCAGGAACUCCAACAUGAACUACUGGCUCAUCAUUCGACUGCCCAUUCUCUUUGCUAUUGGGGUCAACUUUCUCAUCUUCAUCCGGGUCAUCUGCAUUGUGGUCUCCAAACUGAAGGCAAAUCUCAUGUGCAAAACUGACAUCAAAUGCAGACUUGCUAAGUCCACUCUGACGCUCAUCCCCCUCCUGGGGACACAUGAGGUCAUCUUUGCCUUUGUGAUGGACGAACAUGCCCGAGGGACCCUCCGCUUCAUCAAACUGUUCACAGAGCUCUCCUUCACUUCCUUCCAGGGCCUGAUGGUGGCCAUCUUGUACUGCUUUGUCAACAAUGAGGUCCAGAUGGAGUUUCGGAAGAGCUGGGAGCGCUGGAGGCUGGAGCACUGGAACAUCCAGAGGGACAGCAGCAUGAAGCCCCUCAAGUGUCCUACCAGCAGUGUAAGCAGCGGGGCCACCGUGGGCAGCAGCGUGUACGCAGCUACCUGCCAGGCUUCCUGCAGCUGAGCCCCAGCGCUGCCCCCCUCCCUGUGGUCCUUGCCGCUGGCUAGGUGGCCAUCCCAGGUGGGACUGACCCUCCCAGGGACAGGGACGGGGAAGGACAUAGGCACACCCACACCCUUAGCUUUCCUUCUCCAAACCUAUCAGACGGGCAAGUGGACAGUGCCUCCCGGGACCGUAGACACAUGUCCUCCAAGGAGAACAGCCUGCUAAUUUAAUCACCGUGGCAGGAAGAGAGGAAGAAAUGAUUGCUGCUAAAAUGAGGAGGACUCCUUCCUGUUAGAACCACAGGGCCCUUGGGGUUCCCCCGGAACAGAACAGCAAAUCAACCCCGGACUCCUACUCAAGGGCAACUGUUGAUUAGUGGGAUUGGGGCUUGUGAGAGGGGGCAGUUCCGCGAGAGACCCGCCAUUCUGACCUCAGCCAGCGCAGAGCUUGGCAAGGUGAGCGGCUGUGCUCUGUGCCUGCCUGGGCUUGCUACCUGCGUCAUCCUCCUCAUGAAAGAAGAGAGGCCUUCUCUGUGCGUCUGGGCUGCUGGCGCUCCCUCAUCUGCCCGUUCAUCUCACCAUCCUGUCUUUCCUUGUGGGGAGGGGGGGUUGUUGGAGCUACGACCCGCAGCUCUUUCUGGAAGUGGCUGCGUGUGGUGCUGGGGAUAAGUCCCAAGGGGAUGCUCAGAGGUCACCGUUGCUGGCGCCCACUUCUCACUCAGCCUUUUAAGUCACUCGGCUCUCUCUCAGCUUCUGCUGUGCCUAGGGUACUAGGUCAAGUCCUACCGUGAGGAGCCCAGGCCUGGUGUAAAGAAGCUCAAAUGCCCUCUAAGGCUCAUCUGGAGACACUUCAGGAAUGUCCCCCUAGGGGCACUGAUGACGCGAAUCUAGAGGAGAAAGGGAUCCAUGGCCUCCAUACCUCCACCUUGUCUGUGACCAGAUUCCAUGUCUUGCAUGGGAGUUGGGGGUACAUCCUCUGAUGCUCCUGAUGCUACCAUGGUGGUGGGCUCCCUGCCUUUGAAAUCCUCCCACUUUGAACACACACACACACACACACACACACACACACACACACACACACACACACACUUCAUCCUUUUUCCUUUAUUGCAGUGGCUGCUAUGUCUAUACAAACAUAUAAUUCUGAUUUCUCCCACCCAAUGGAAGAACUAAAUUGUGGCUGUUGUUACGUUUGAGGGGAGUGGGGGAAGUGAUUGAUUUUAUCCCCCCAGACUCCUCCCACACAUGAUGAGUAGAGAUAGGGCAGCAUGGGGACAAUCUAUCACUCCUACCCCGAGCCACAGGACAGGAUGGGAGACUAUCUAUCACUCCUGCCCUCAGCCACCAUGAGAAAGCCAUGAAGGGACAGCUCUGCAGAGACCCAAAUCCAAGGACAGCCUCCCUGGGAAAGUAGACAAUGAGUUCACAGAGGCCAAGGAAGGUUCCAGGGCUGGGAAGAAUCCUAGUAGCCCAGGCCUCCUUUGAAGUUGGGGUGGAGGUGGCUUCAGAUGGAUUCUCUCAUGAGGCUGAUCUCUCCUUCAUCCUGCGGAAAGUGGGGGACCCUCCCCAAUGCUUUCACUAGACACAUUCUCCUGUGCCCCUCGGAGAGGCAUGGGACAUGUAAGGGAGAUAAUAACGGGCCAUAAAACACACCAAGCAGAAAUUUUCUUCUCCUUCUGCUUCACCCGAGUGUUGUGUCUGUGUUAAUAGGGAAGUGGAAACUCAGGCUAGAGAAAGGAGCCACGUCACCCAGCUGCCCCCUUAACCAAGACAAAGGAGUCCAGUGGGGGAAGUAGGCCCAGGGUCCUCUGCUCCCUGAGAACCAGGGCAGGCUUCUCAUUGGGCACCUUCCUUGUUUCUCCUGUGGGAACAGUGGAAAGAUAAGCAUGGGAUAAACUGGGACCUUUUGAGAAUCAUUCAUUGCACACAAGCGAAAGGAAAAGACAGAUUUAAUCUGCCUGGAAUAAAUUUUCCAGGGGAGAGAUGAGGAACAAGCCUAGGUAACUCACUAGGAGCUUUUAUGUGGAGUUCCUUCCCCUCUGGAACUCUGGAUCCCCGGCUUCUCCACACCCCAUAUCCCAAGAUUUGAAUGCAGGUUUUCCUUCCCAGAUUCCUGAACUGAAGAAAGGUUCGCCCUUCUCCAAGUCCCCGUACUAUUAAUGUUUGUUUGAAUGGCACACCACCCCCUCUGAGCUCUUUCCAAACUUGCCUAAGCUAAAUAUAGCUCCCCUAGGUCUGGGAAUUAUCUGAUGCUAUGUACUCUGAAAUUCCACUAGCUGUUUACAUGCCUCACGACAUAAGUCUAAGCCUAGCGUUGCUGAGAACUCUCUGGCUGCCCCUGCUCCUGUCCGGGGGCUGCUCCUGCUGGCCUAUAGGGCACAUAAGCGGUGGCUUUGUGGGAGUUACCCAGCCGGUGGGCUCACGUUGUCGUCAGUGGCUGCUGACUUCAGCACUCUGGCCAGCUCCUGGGAACACGGUAGGCACUGAAAUCUCAAAGACUCUUCUAGACCACUCACUCCAGUCUCCGAACAGCUAAAUCACGGAACGUUACAAACCACUUACAUUGCCUUCUCUUUCAAACGACUUUCUGGAAGGCAGGCGUGAUUGCAAUCGGCCCAGCGCUCAAGACAACAUUAAUGGGGUUCUGGGACACUCUGUGUGCAGGAAAGAUCCUGACAAUUCCUCCUGACGUGGAUCUACAGAAGGGAGGAGGGAGGCUUGCAGGAAGGUUUGCCGGGGUCACAGCACUAGCUGGCCGGUGUGGCUGGUCCUCUGGCAGGCCAGGUGAGAGCAUAAAUGGUCACUCAAGAUGUGCCAAGUGCAAGUCCUCAUGUGACCUGGAAUUUAUAUUGAAGAAAUGGAACAGCAGAGGUGGACGCAUCACACGGCAAAGGUGUCACCCCUGGCAAAAAGGAAUUGCUUUGGUAUCUCAUUCUCGUCUUAAAAUUAAGGGACGAAGGGGUGGAGAGAUGGUUCAGUGGUUAAGAAUGUGAACUGCUCUUGGAAAGGACCAGAGUUUGGUCCCCAGCACCCACAUCAGAAGGCUCACAGUCCCCUGUAACUUCAGCUCCAGGCUACCUGACACCCUCUUUUGGCCUCCACUGGAACCCGCACCCACGUGGCAUACAACCAACUCCCACAAACCCACAUCCACAUAGACACAAAUAGUAAAAGAUGAAGUCCGCAAAAACAAAGAGAUAGAACACAUCUGAGCACCGGGGUGCUGCAGGACUGGCAGUCUUUGAGAGAGCAGCCAUGGCCUUCCCCAUGGCUUGUCUUAAACAUUUUCAGAUUCACGAAGCUCUUGUUUUGAAAUGUGCUGAUGGGCACACAAGGCGACUGAAUGAAACCGAAUAGUGACCUGAACUUCAUCUUUGCCUCUCUAGUGCCCCCUGAAUUACGGAGCGCUCUAACAAACUGAACCACUAGGUGGUCCAGAGCUCCAAAGGACAGAUAGAGUCAGUUUUCAUUCAUGCCUGAGCUGGCUGUGUUUCAGCAAUUCAAGGGAAGGAACACUAUGUGUGCCGGUGUUUGUCCUAUGCAUUCCAGCCCAAGGGGAGGAGAUGCGGGAGCCAGAUUCAGCCCUCCUCCACCGUGAAGGUCACAGGGCUGCACAACCCGGGGGUGGGGCUGGUUGGGAAUCUGGCAGAUGCAGCCCCUCCAUGCACAGACAGGGCUCCCAUUAUCACUAAUGCCUGCGACGUGCUCAGGGAAGGCAGAAUAUGUUUCAAAGCUUUAUUUUCCAUCUGCUGAAUUGAUUCUAAUCUACAGGGCUGACUCUCCUUUUGGCUCCUAGGAGGCAAACUUUUUUUUUUUUUUUUAAUCCUCAAAUAAUAAAACACGGGGAUUGAUUUUGCUAAGACAGCUAUGCAAAUGGCGUGUUAAAUAUUCAACAGAAAGCAAAUUAGCAUCAACUCUAACAUGGUGAGGUGGGUCCCCCCCCUCGAUCUUUUUCUGUAGCUCAAGUGAGUUUCCUUGAGAAAAGGGGUCCAGGUGAGAAACCUCUCCCAACAUGGCCAUGUCCCCAGGCUGUAGUCUGCAGCCUGAGCCUCUCUCUGGCUUUGGGGAAAAUCACGUCAAGAAUCAGGACCAGUGAGCUGGCUCAGCAGGUAAAAGCCCUUGCCUCCAAGCCAGAUGACCCGAGUUUGAUCCUGGGUCCCACGUGGUGGAGAGAACUGACUCCCAAAGUUGUCUUCUGGCCUCCACAUG
Peromyscus maniculatus bairdii (prairie deer mouse) is the source of this 5851-nucleotide messenger RNA. NCBI's taxonomy places the organism in Eukaryota, Metazoa, Chordata, Mammalia, Rodentia, Cricetidae. The record is from RefSeq and is a predicted model, not a curated record.